This is a messenger RNA of Choloepus didactylus (southern two-toed sloth), 1589 nucleotides long. RefSeq names its product replication protein A4 (gene RPA4). The record is from RefSeq and is a predicted model, not a curated record. NCBI's taxonomy places the organism in Eukaryota, Metazoa, Chordata, Mammalia, Pilosa, Megalonychidae. Gene Ontology annotation, cellular component: nucleus; site of double-strand break; chromosome, telomeric region. Gene Ontology annotation, molecular function: DNA binding. Gene Ontology annotation, biological process: double-strand break repair via homologous recombination; DNA replication; nucleotide-excision repair.
GUUGACAGAUUGAAUGAGUGAAUAAAUGAAUCUUUAAGAAGUGGCUAGAGAAGAACUUGUGGCAUUCAGGAAAGGAGGAGGAAAAACAUUAGUAAAAAUGCACUUUCAAAAAGUUGGUGGGAAAGGCUUGAGAUUUCAUGUGGGGCUUUAAAAAUAUUGCACAGCGAGUACAAGCAUACCACAAAGAGUAACGGGAGCUGGCAAGAACCUGGGAGGUAGUGAUUGGCUGGAGGCAGCUGCCUUCUGGGAGCUGAUUGGCUCUACGGCUCGCCUGAGGGGUAUGUAUCGUCAAGAUCAAGAUCCAGACAUUCUGUUGUAGCCCUGUUGAACUCUGAGCCAGUCUGUGGAAUCCACUGACAAGAGCCAAACAAUACCUCCUUAUCCACCUGAGCUGUCAUUAAGACGGAUAUGAGUGGGUUUGGGAGCUUUGGCAGCAACUCUGCUGUGGGUGGAGCCAGCGGAGGCAACAACCAACCAUGUGAAGGAAGCACGGAUCCUGCUGCUACGGCCGGAAGGUCCAAGGCUCGGAUCCAGGACCUUAUACCUUGUUGUGUAAACCAGCUGCUGACCUAUAUGGUGGACAAUGUGUUCAAGAUUAGGGGAAUUGCGAUUUUCCAGGUCUCUGUCGUAGGGAUAAUCAGACAGGCAUAGUGGACUCCACACUACAUUCUUUACAAAAUAGAUGAUAUGACCUCGAGGCCUAUCGAGGUCCGGCAGUGGGGUGGCAGAGAUAAAGCAAAGCAGGGGCUGACUCUCCUUCCAGUGGGAGUCUAUGCCAAAGUGUUUGGUAUCCUCAAAUGUUCUGCUGAAACAAAGAGCCUUGAAGUAUUGAAGAUCCGGGUCCUGGAGGACAUAAAAGAGUUCACCACACAUAUUCUGGAAACAGUCAAUGCACACAUGAUACUGGAUAAAGCCCGCCAAGCGGCCAUUGGGGAUAGUGCGCCUGUCUUCCCACCAGGAAUGGAUGAUGCUCGAGAUUAUGGCAAAUACCGCCUCAUCUUCAUUCGGAAAGAAGUGCUGCGUUUGAUUCACGAGUGCCCUCGACCGGAAGGAAAGAGCCUUCGGGAGCUCCAGGCAGAGCUUCGCAGCCUGAGUAUCAGGGCCAUCAAGCAAGCAAUUGAUUACCUGACCGUCGAGGGCCAUAUCUAUUCCACUGUGGAUGCGGAGCAUUUUAAAUCCACUGACUGAGGCAGCUAAAACAUUUUUUUUUCCCCCAGAAGACCCUUGCCUCCAGCUGUGAGUAAUUUUGACCUGUUGACUUUUAGGAAGUAGAAUUUUUCAAUGAAAGUUCUCAACUAGCAUCCUUUUGAAACUCUCUGCUUUCCAACAGUUUUUGAACUUUUCUGUUUUUCUAACUGUAUUUGAAGCCCAGGGGGAGAUGGAGAUGGAUAAAUUGACUGGGCUUUUUGUAGUAAUUACCAGCACGUUAGUGAAAACGUUCCAGGAUGGAUGAAUUUGAGGAAGAAAAGGUACAGAAGGUUGAAAAUCAUUAUAUAAUUAUGUGGGAGCUGCUUUUUCCCGAAAUGUCUAUAUAUUAGGAGAAAAUAGAUGCACUCAGGGAGACAGCUAAGAGACAAAAAGAAAAGCAA